Messenger RNA from Spodoptera frugiperda (fall armyworm), 3597 nucleotides. RefSeq names its product dynein regulatory complex protein 11-like. Bases 342 to 3110 code for a protein of 922 amino acids. Gene Ontology annotation, molecular function: ATP binding; ATP hydrolysis activity. The transcript has 22 exons. NCBI's taxonomy places the organism in Eukaryota, Metazoa, Arthropoda, Insecta, Lepidoptera, Noctuidae. The record is from RefSeq and is a predicted model, not a curated record.
AUGUCCAGUCAACAAGGAUGUAGCGAGGUUGACUGUCCAGGCGACACACGUAUCACCAUAAAGGCAAAAAUAUCAAAAAAAACUUCUUCCAUCAUUCAUAGAAUUUUUCAAAGAUUCUAGACCAUCAUCUAUCAGAUUUAUUGUCAAAAAUAUGGCAUCAAAAUUAUCGUAUUAUAAUAUUUAUUAUUUAUAAUUUAAAUUAUAACGUGAAUUAAAUUUCAGUUCAAUGUAACUUACAACUAAAUUCUUGUGCUUUAUAAAUUAUAGUGAAGUGUUUUAUUCCUGACAUCUAAAUUAAUUGAAAUGUUUUAAUUGAAUCCGUUAUUCAAAUACAAUUAAAAAUGUCUUUACUCAAAUUACCGAGUAGCUUGACUAAUACUGAAGGUGUGCAUGCGAAAUGGCUGCAAAUUGUGCAGGCUGCUCAAUAUGCCGUGGCAGACGACAUGGAGCAACAGAAUUUAACAGCCAAAGGCAUACGCAUAAAAGAGCGCUCAAUAGCACCAGAAAUCCUUGGCCGGAGCUACAGUAGAUACUGCUACCUCAUCAACCAGAUGUAUGAUGCUUACCUGAACAAUGUACAUAUACAGAGAGCCACUUAUAUACAGGAGAUUAUCAAUAUAUGUAUGAAAAGAUUGUAUGAACUGCGCAAUGAGAUGGUACAUUUGAUAGUGAACGACUAUGUCUACGUAGACGCUGCGUUAGUUCAGCUUCAGUUGACCCCUUACGAUAUACAGAUAAUAAUUCCAUACCAUUUACCUCUGGAAUGCAGAACAGACUCGGUGGAAAAUUUUCUACAGAAAUUGUGGGCAGAGGCUGUCAGAAGAAAGAAUAAAGGACAGAGUAUACUUGACAUACAAGAACAAGAGCCCCAGCCAGCGACCUCGCAGAUCAGGGCAAGUUGGGCUGCAAGUACAGGUUUAGAUGACAAUGUGGUGCCACCAGCGCCUAAACCACCAGCGCCUAAACCUGCUCCUCAGCAAGAUAAAGAAUCUGAAGACUCUGCUAGCGUUAAAGAAAAACUAGUAUACGAGCCUGAGGUUCCAACAGCGUCCACACUCGCGACCGUCAUACAACAGCAUGAGCGAUACAGACAGUGGCUAAUGUCUGAUAUAAAAGGCAAAGCUGCACAACGGAGGCUGUAUUUCAUGGAAACCGCUAAAGAAGCACCCGAAGAAGUCAAACAUAAGGCUGCGAAUAUUAUUCAGAAAGUUCACAGGCAUUUCAUGAAAAUGAAGCGUGAAAGAGUGAAGGAGGCGAGGAGAGAUAUCAUACUGGGUAUAAAGCCAGACCCGUUCAAGCCCAGCCUCAGCUACCCCGAAGAAAAUAUCAAAGUAUACGAAAGAAGAAAGAAGACUAGACUGAAAAUAAACCAGUCGUACUUAAAAGAAUUAGAGAAAGAAAACACAAGAAUAAUUAUGUUCAAGAAAGGAAAUCAAAUCGAUGAUAUCACUGAUGAGAUUAGGAACUGGUUUAAGGAAUGGUUCUACGGUUAUGGCUUCUUCCCUGAAUACCCAUAUGAAAUCGAAGGAGGUACUAUACUAGUUGUCAGGGGUGACUACCCAACUAUAGAAGAAAAACAAGAACUAGAUGAAAAAACGUUAAAAGAGACGAAAGGAAAGACUAAGGAACAGAUGAAAGAAGAAAGGGCUAGAUUGAAAGAAGAACAGAAAAUGAAAGCUCAGUUGGCAAAAGAAACUAAGCGAAAAGAAGAAGAAAACAUGGUAAAGGCUCGAUGCAACCCCUUCUCUGACCCUGGGUAUCAGAUACAGGAGUCUGCUGCACUGCCAUCGGUUAAUGAGGCUCUUAUAGGCUACAGGGCAGCGUGGUCUCUGUUCGAUGAAUUGCCAAAAGAAAAGUUUGGAGAAACAAUAUAUGGGUACAUGAAGCCACUGCUCACUGAGGACCUGAUGAAGAGUAUGCACCUGGAGUGCAGGAAGGUUAUCGAUGAGAUGAUGAGAUUAGAUCUGAAACUGCUGAUACAGAAACACCAAGCAGACUUCAAGUCGAUGGGCAGAAAGUUUCCAAAAAUUAAGCCAAGAAAGAAACCUAAAGCCCCACCAGUACCGAAACCCAUCAUUUACGACAAAAAGCUGAUCAAACAAACCGCGCCAGUUUUUGAUCUAAACUUGGUCACAAAGCCGACGGUAAAACUAAGUGAUGUGUUCGGCGACUUGAAUUAUGCAGCUUAUAACUUUAAUAUUAGAGAUCCAAAUGCAACGUUCCCCUUUCCAGCGUAUGGUGAUAUCAAGGAAAGACUAAGAUUGUCCUGUGUAUUGGGCUGUGGCAUCCAAGAUGGAGCCACCAGGAGGAAGUCUGUGAUGCUGCUAGGUCCUGAAAGGAAUGGCAAGCAGUUCCUCGUUGAUGCUGUUGCUGGGGAGUUAAAUGCCAUUAAAAUCGACAUCACGCCUGAAGUAUUCACCGCCAUUGUCCACAAACCUCUGAAAGUUUUGACCCAAGUCUUCACAACCGCAAAAGCCUUUCAGCCGACUGUAAUAUUCAUGAAAAACGUUGAAAGAGUAUUUGCUACAAAGGUGCCCCCAGAAGAUAAAUAUCUGAAAGCUCAAUCUCUGAAAACAGCUCUAGCGAAACAGAUUAAACAGAUAUCGGCUGACGAUAAAAUUAUUUUUAUUGGAACCUGCAGCAAUCCUUGGGCGGCCAGAGCAAAACCCAUGAUGAAUAUCUUUGAGGAGAUCCUGAUCGUCCCGAGAACUGACUACGGGACUUUGUCGCAAUUUUUGCAAACUAAACUAUUAAACAUAAGGAGCAUUCCAAGAGACUAUUGCGUGCAGUCGAUGGCUCAGGUGCUUCGAGGGUACAGUUUUGGAGACAUCAUCACAGCGUUUGAAGAAGUCAUGACGCCGGAAAGACUUGUUAGACUAAACGUAACACCACUGUCGCCGGGUGAAAUACUAGAGGUGUUGCUACAAAAGGGCUUGGAACCUAUGGAUGUGGUGGAUUUUCAAAAAUACGUCGACUUUAGUAUUCAGUACGGACCUCUGAAGACUGAGCGUGAAAAUUAUGCAAAGAUAAAUUUAUUCAGAGAGGACUUUUAUAAGAAAGAAGCUAAGAAAAAGGGAGAGAAGGAGAAGGGGGCGGCAGCGAACACCUAAACUAAGAUCACCAGAUCAUAUCUCCUCACAUGGAGAAAGUUUGAGCAUUAAUCUCCACGCUUGCUUAAUGCGGGUUGGCGAUUUCAAACUUAUAAUUAGAAAUUAUAAGCCCAGGUUUCCUCACCAUGUUUUCCUUCACCGUUUGUUAGUGGCGUCUAAAUAAUCUUAGAAAGUACAUAUAACUCGGAAAACGUUACAUUGGUUCUUGCUGUUGGUAGGUUUGGCAGCCGCUAUCUCAUGUAAGAGAAGCGGGCGUAAUAAACCUACGGGCUACCAUGAAUGUGGUUUUUACCAACCUUUAAGUGACACCUAACAGUAUAAGUUUAGGUGCAACGUCACGCGAAGUAACUUAUAGUUAAGAUGGAUUACAUAUGGUGAAAAGUGAGUCCACAUUGUAUAGCGGCAUUACGUCCCGUAAUGUGCACCUCUGCCUACCCCUUCGGGGAUAAAAAGGCUUGACGUUAUUUUGUAUGACAACAACAUACCU